Arachis duranensis is the source of this 531-nucleotide messenger RNA. RefSeq lists its product as uncharacterized. The record is from RefSeq and is a predicted model, not a curated record. Bases 1 to 531 code for a protein of 176 amino acids. Lineage: Eukaryota; Viridiplantae; Streptophyta; Magnoliopsida; Fabales; Fabaceae. The transcript has a single exon.
AUGGCAAUCGAAUGUUUGGAAAUGUUCCAUGGAAUCGAUCGAACUGCAUUCAGGAUGCUGACGCAAGUCCUUCACCGUAAAGUUAAACAGUCCCUGAUGGUCAUGGCAUUUCUAUUGUCACUGGAGACAAUGGGACUGAAUGGUAUUGUGCAAACAGCCAUAAAAAAUGAAGGCUGGUUUAUGAACAGUCUUGCAGAUGAAUGUGUCAUCUGUUUGCAAUGCCUACUAUCUCAGGAGUUCUCUGGGGUUGUUGAGAAGUCCAGAAAACUCGAAACACUCGGACACGUGCUGAAAAUUGAUCUCACGUUAUACCAGGUUCAUAGGAUGAGAUCCGUCCUCCUAACUCUAAUUCCCGAUACCCUAUCAACCAUUUGCGCUAGAAUUCUAGGCGACAUAACGAUGGAUGCGAUGUGGUUGGAGUACCAGAGGACUCCUAAAGAACUACUGGGUUUCAACACACAGGACCAGUGCAUAUCGGUUGCACCAGAGGCAUUGAGUAGACAUAACAAUGGCCGAGGAAUGCAUAUGUAA